Messenger RNA from Penicillium canescens, 435 nucleotides. RefSeq lists its product as uncharacterized. Gene Ontology annotation, biological process: proteasome-mediated ubiquitin-dependent protein catabolic process. Gene Ontology annotation, cellular component: nucleus. The record is from RefSeq and is a predicted model, not a curated record. NCBI's taxonomy places the organism in Eukaryota, Fungi, Ascomycota, Eurotiomycetes, Eurotiales, Aspergillaceae. Gene Ontology annotation, molecular function: metal ion binding; ubiquitin protein ligase activity. Bases 1 to 435 code for a protein of 144 amino acids. The transcript has 4 exons.
AUGUCAACUAAAUGCUGUUCUGCGGCCGAAACAUCCGGACUAGCCAAUACUCUCCAAGGACAUGUGGACGACAUUCGCACUCUGAUACAGUGCGGUAUUUGCAUUCGACCUCUCUACGAACCUUUCACUCUUGCGUGUGGACACACUUUCUGCUAUUCCUGUCUAUCGUCAUGGUUCUCAGGAGGGAGAUCAAAACGAACAUGUCCCGAUUGUCGAGCACCCGUCAAAUCCCAACCGGCACCAGCGUAUCUGGUCCGGGCGGUCGUGCAGAUGUUCACAGCUCGCGCUGAGCUUCUAGACAAGGGCGAAACGACCAUGGAGCAUACGAAAAACCGACAAGAGGAAGCUGGGAAACUUGACCAAGACAAGUCGAAUAACCAUCCAACACAAGGAGGUCUAUUCGGCGGACUUUUCAGACCCAAAGCCCCCCUCUAA